This is a messenger RNA of Lampris incognitus (smalleye Pacific opah), 1308 nucleotides long. RefSeq names its product MOB kinase activator 2. Gene Ontology annotation, cellular component: nucleus; cytoplasm. Gene Ontology annotation, biological process: positive regulation of protein phosphorylation; signal transduction. The transcript is spliced from 5 exons. Lineage: Eukaryota; Metazoa; Chordata; Actinopteri; Lampriformes; Lampridae. The record is from RefSeq and is a predicted model, not a curated record. The coding region runs from base 203 to 892 and encodes 229 amino acids. Gene Ontology annotation, molecular function: protein kinase activator activity.
AAAAAAAAGAAGAGGAGUCCGGCUGUUGCCUGUAUAUUCGACCACUGUAUGGGUUAGCUUGUGAGGUGAAAGAUUUGUGUGUGUGUGUGUGUGUGUGUGAGAGUACUGGUUGCCAUGUACUAUCUCUAGUGGAAGUGCCUGUGUGUUUGGGAUGGCAAAGGGGGGCUGGCACUACCAACACCUCUGCUCCUAGCUCUGUGCCAUGGGGGGUUGCCACAGUUACUCCUCUAGUACGGAGAAAGACACCACGACUCCUAAGCCGUCUGACAUCGGCAAUGAAAAACUGGGAAUUAAUAACAAUAAUCUGGAGGAGCGCCCAUAUCUCCAGCAGCAGUAUGUGUGCCAGCAGAUCUCACACACAAACAUGUCCGCCCUCACCGCUCUACCGCCCGGCCUUGACCAGGCAGAGUGGCUUGCCAGCAACACAAUAGCAUUCUUCAAGCAUAUCAACUUGUUCUCUAGUGCUCUGUCUGAGUUCUGCACUCCCAGUACCUGCCCUACUGCCAGUGGACCAGGCAACACGGUUUAUGUGUGGACUGAUGAACGGGGAAAGAAGCUGAAGUGCUCCGCUCCACUCUAUUUCGACUAUGCCAUGUCAUACAUUCAGGAGCUACUGACUGACGAGGACGUGUUCCCCACCAAAGCAGAUUCAGCGUUCCCUACAGGAUUUGUCUUCAUGGUCCAGAAGGUGUUUUUGCUGUUAUUCAGAACUCUGGCUCACAUCUACUGGUCACACUAUAAAGAAACUCUUGCCCUGGGGCUGCAACCUCACCUCAACACACUCUUCAAACACCUCACGGACUUUUGCCGGCAACACGCGCUGCUGGAGCCAGAAGACGUCGAGCCACUGCAGGACCUCAUCACUGCUCUGGGACAACACAGCUAUACCUAAAGGACACACAUACACACACAUUCUAAACAUUAAACAAUAAUUACUCCGUUAUACUAGUCAUGAAGUGAUCCGAAUAUUCUCACUAUUCGGGCCCAAGCUAUUUAUUUUUUUUCUGGAUGAGUAUGAAACGAAAUAAAGGAUUAGCAGAUGUAACCCCGUAAAAGAAAAAAAGAAUAUCACAAGCAUUCACAGAGUAUGUUCCAGUGUGUGAGCAGAAAAACAAGCCCGCCUUGACUUAAAGAGGGGCAAAUUAGCCUAGAGCCCCUUCUCCCUCGCUGUACAUAGUAAUCAUUUUUAGUUAUUAGUGAUAUUACAUGUUACAAUGCUUUGUAUAAUGUUAUAAUGGUUUAUCCAGUUCAAUAUCCUCAAGGUCAAAGCUAUUUGUUAAAUUGUCCUUGCAAACUUAACAUAGUAAA